AUGGAUAACCGCGGCUCGUUUUUCUUGUUCGUGCUGGCUUUCUACAUCCUCUUGAGCUAUCAGCCGCGCUCCCCCUUGAUUGAAGAAGAUCGGGAACACCGACGCGAGCUUGACCGCGAGCAACAUGCGCUCCGGUUUAUGAAUGGGUCGCAUCACGGCGACCUGGACCCACUCGCAGAUAAAUGGCUCCCAUUCUCAGGAUUAAGGAAAAAUGACAGCUAUGCAUGGGAUCUUUUACCCCAGGUGCAAAGCCGUGCUCGCCACCAGUUACAAUCGGCCAUCACAAGCGCUGGACUAGAACCUCCGAAUGGUCUAGAAGACCCCACUGUAUCACCCACUCUGAACUUGACCAAUCUCCUGCUUCCAGUAUAUCGCAACUCGACAGGCAAGCUUCGAGGAGACUGGGUUCGACGGUCUGAUGGCUUGGAUCGCCGUGAACCACUCAACACGACUGCGCUCGCCGAGGAGCAUGAAUACUUGACUCUCGAUUUCAGCCAGAACAUUACUGGCAGCCGAGGCACCUUCUACUUCGAUAUCGAAGAAGGGGGCGGCGAAGAGCUCCAGAUGGGCAAUGGAAUUGUGAGGGAAAUGCAAGCAGUCUUGACAGUGGAAAGUGAAGAUCUCUGGGGUAGUACUCGGAGUCUUUCCCUGUUUGGUGUACACUUCCCAGAAACCGGAAGCAUUGUUUUCAGCACAUCAAGUGAGAAGUAUGGAGGAAUUUUUGCAUUGCCACACUUGAUGCUUUCUUCCGACACCUUUGAACUAUCCCAUCAGCUACUUAUGCAGUCGCUGUCAGAUGCCAUCUCGGAGAAGAGUAGUCGACCCCCGACUCUGUUUCCCUGGUCUCGACUUGCGGGCACAUCGCAGCUCGAGUUUCCAUCCCCCAGCUGUGAACACAUCGUCUACCUUCAGCAACAUCCUGUCAUGCUGGGAGAUUCCCCUGCCGACAGAUUGCUCUUGGAACGAAUCGAACAAGAGCUCCGAUAUCCCAUGGGAGCACCACUCCCAGAGCCUCCUCUCAUGGUCAUGUCUGCCGUUGUCUUUUCCCCGGACUGCGGGUAUAUACUUGAAACGAAGGGAACUCCUGAAUUCCCGCCUUCUGAUUCGUUGUAUCUCACCGGACCAAAGCAAGAAGAAUACGCAAAAUACGCAUCGCAUCUCAUAUUUGUGGUUUCUGGUGUCUUCGUUGCGCAGCUUAUGUUGCUCGUGCGCCAAUACAAAGAGACUUCGACUCCCUCCACGCGGAGUCGGGUGAGCUUUUAUACAAUUGCAAUGAUGGGGCUCGGUGAUGCGUUGAUUAUAUUGUUCAUUGUUUUGGAGCUAUACGCGUCAGUAUCGCUCCUGAUCCUGGCAACUGUGUUCUUUAUAGCAAUCCUUUCUGUAUCCUACAUCGGGAUGAAGUUCAUGAUGGACAUUUGGCUUGUGCAAGAGCCGGAAAGAAGAGAGCAAGAGCGUCCCUCAAGCACGCCGGCUCAGACUGCGCGCCCCGACACAUUGCCUUUGCCAGUUACUGCCCCGGCAGUGCGAGACACUGGGGCCACACCAAUCAUCUUGCCACCCGAUCAAGAUGCCCCCGAAGAUGAGCUAGAUACGCCAGCCCCCGUUGCACGAACUACACCUCCGACGCCGACUCAACUACUCAACGAUGGCGCGGUAAUGUACGCGCGGUUUUACUUUGCAUUGGCCUCAAUGUUCUUUAUCUCCCUUUGGGCCUACUUCUUGCCAAGACGUGUCGGGUCGAUCUAUGCACGUUCCUUGGCAGCAGUCUAUCUGUCUUUCUGGAUUCCCCAGAUCUAUCGGAACGCGAUGCGAAACUGCCGCAAGGCUCUCCGGUGGGACUUUGUCAUUGGACAGAGUCUUUUACGACUCUUUCCUUUCACAUACUUCCUCACAGCCCGCGGAAAUGUAUUGUUCAUCCAACCCGACUAUACAACUGCAUGUGUGAUGAUCGGAUGGGUAUGGAUUCAAGCCUGGGUGUUGGCCAGUCAAGAUAUCCUUGGGCCACGCUUCUUUGUGCCUCGUGGCUGGGCACCCCCAGCAUAUGAUUAUCAUCCCACGCUACGCGAUAUGUCCGGAGCGGACGAAGAUCUUGAGGCCGGCGGUGGCGAUUUAUCGAUUGCAUCUUUACGAGCCGAUGAGCGAGAUCUAGUCAGCGACACCAAAGAUGACGACAAGCAGCGGAAGGACCGCAAGAAGGCUAUGUUUGACUGCGCCAUCUGCAUGCAAGAUAUCGAGGUGCCCGUCCUUCCCGCGCCUUCUGCUUCCGGUGGGAGUAGCGUGACCGAUGGCGCAUCCAGUAUCUUGAGUCGGCGGUUUUACAUGGUUACGCCUUGUCGUCAUAUUUUCCACACUGCUUGCCUGGAAAGCUGGAUGAGACUGCGUCUCCAGUGUCCGAUCUGUCGGGAAUCCAUUCCCCCUGUAUAA
Molecule: messenger RNA, 2424 nt
Organism: Penicillium brevicompactum
Lineage: Eukaryota; Fungi; Ascomycota; Eurotiomycetes; Eurotiales; Aspergillaceae
Gene: dscA
Product: ubiquitin-protein ligase dscA
Exons: 1
Coding region: 1-2424 (807 amino acids)
Source: RefSeq, a predicted model, not a curated record